This is a messenger RNA of Hydra vulgaris (swiftwater hydra), 725 nucleotides long. RefSeq lists its product as uncharacterized. Gene Ontology annotation, molecular function: actin filament binding. NCBI's taxonomy places the organism in Eukaryota, Metazoa, Cnidaria, Hydrozoa, Anthoathecata, Hydridae. Gene Ontology annotation, biological process: actin filament depolymerization; actin filament severing. The record is from RefSeq and is a predicted model, not a curated record. Gene Ontology annotation, cellular component: cytoplasm; actin cytoskeleton; actin cortical patch.
GCAUAUCGAGCAAAAAAGCUAAAAGGCGUUUUCAGUAGUUCACGUGACAUUCUGUUAAGAAUAAAUGCUUUGGAAGGUUGGUCUCUAAGGAUAGUUAAGCAAUUUACUUAGAGAUUGAAAUAAAAUCUAAGUCACAAGCAUGGCUAAUUCAGGUGCAAAACUACAUCCUGACUGUGUUACAACAUUCAAUGAGUUUAAAGGUAACAGCAACAAACCUACUCAUGAUUUCCUGAUUUUCAAAUUAGACGGUAUCAAUAUUGUUCCUGAUCUUUGUCCUCCAAUUGGUACUAGUGCUGAAGAUCCAAGAUUUAGUCAGAAAGAGCACCCAGCCUUUGAUCACAUGGUAUCACAUCUUUUGGAAAAAGGAUCAGGAUAUGCUUUUUUUGUGUUAAAUUAUGAGGUAAAGGACGGUCAUCGCUCAAAAGUAAUUUUUAUUACAUAUGUUGACGACAAUGGUCCUGCAAAAACAAAGAUGACAAUAACAUCAAGUAAAUCUGCAGUUGAGAAAGGCUGCCCUGGUUUCGGAAUAAAAAUUCAAGCUAAUUCAAAAGAAGAUCUAUCAUACAAGGCUAUAUUGGAUGCUUGUCUGACUUCAAAGUAACUUUUUCUCUUCUGGUUAAUGCUAAAAGUCUAAUAAAUAAUGAUAUUCUUUAAACGUCCAAGGUUUUGAUUCAAACAAAUAUAUAGAUUUAAAUUUUUCUAGGAAAUUUUGAAAUUUUGCUUAA